ACAAAAUUCGAGCGGAGUUGACCUUCCUUAGAGCAACACGCUUGUGUGUUGCUGCCCUCUACGUUCGUUGGCCUUAACCUUUCGACAACAGGUUUAGUAAGAUUGGAACUAUCACCGUGGUUGAUGGAUGAAGAUAUGACUAACUUAUCCAGGUGUUGAGAAACGGGCCCCAGCGGUCUGACUCUAUGUGACAGUGUAUUGGUAAAUCCCCGUCAACAUCUCGUUGCUGAAUGUUUUAAAGGAAAUUUCUAAUCUUAGGAGAUUCCACUAUGCUAGGAUGACGACCAACAUCACUAUUUUAAAGAUAGAAGACCCCUUCCAUUUCUGGGGGAAGGAGGUCCUUGGACCUGGAAUGUCCCAGGAAACCAUACGAUUUCAGGAACUUUGUGAAGAAAUUGAGGACUACUGCUCUUCUGACCAGUACGUCAUAGAACAUGUCAACAAUCCAGUCAAGGGCAAGAUGUAUCUUGUUCAGCGGCCUAGCGAUAGUAAAUGGUAUCGAGCUAGGGUCCUCAGUAAUUAUCAGACUGCUCAUGGAAUCAAAGCUUCAUGCCAUCUUGUAGAUUAUGCCGAGUCAUUCCUAGUUCCAAUCAAUCGAUUAAAAGAAAUUCCAGCCAAACUGAAGAAGUUUCCAUCGCAAGCCAAACCAUUCAGGCUCCAUGGACUGGUCCCCACCACCUUACAUGUUACCUUAGAAGAAAAUCAGGCAGAGCUUGGACCAGCGGAAAAGUGGGACAUAGCAGCUGUGGAGUAUUUCAAGAACAUUGUGGAAGACCGUUCUGCUCAGGUGGACAUGCAUGGGAUUGGUCAGAGGGAAACACGUUUUGUAACCCUGUAUGUGAACACACCUCAAGGACAGGUUAAUGUAAAUGAAGAGCUUCUAAAGCAGGGGUUUGCUAUGGCUGUUGAAAGGGACUUUGAUGAAGUAUCUGAGAUAGGAAGUUCUGAAGGAGGUUGCUCCCGACCUGUGACCCCUAGGACGUACACCCCUAAGAUCUCCAGUCCUCCUCGGAUCAAAGAUGUCAAGCAGUCAAUUGUGGAGACAUCCCGUCCAGGAACUAUACCCUGGAAACCAGGAGGUCAUUCAGAUCCUAUUGAUAGGCAGAGUAAGCAUGAUGAUACCUUGAUAGCACAUACUUCAGAUGCGGAUAUACCUCAUGGUUUGCCAAACACAAGAGGAUCUUGUUUUUCACAAGGAGAGAUCCAGGAUGAGAUAUUUUCUGAUGGUACCCUGAAAGACGCUGAAGGAUCGAGGACAGCUCCAUCUACAGGCAGAGGCCGCGGACUAGCAGCUCUUGCAGGGACAAGUGAGGUUGGGCGAACUAGAUCACCAAGCCCGUUGUCACCUUCUCCUACAACCUCUCCUUCAAACAUCUUGAAGUCAGAUAACCUUCAGAGGAUGUUGGUCAAAUCACCACAACGAUCUCCUUUAGAUCAAAGGUCACAGUCUCCACAAUCAUCACAGUCUCCUCAAUCAUCUCCAUCAUCACAUGUUACUAUGUCUUCUAAGAGCCCCUCCCAACCUUCUCCUCCUCUUAGACCGAGGAUUCGCACACCCCUUGUGAUUGCCAACUCUACCAGACAACCAUUCAUGAAAGAAGUGAGUGUAAGACCAAAGGAACUAUCAUCCCAACAGGCUAUGAUGCCCAGUCAAUCUGGGACAAAAUCUCCUCCAUCUUUUGUGUCCCCGGUCCAUGAUUCUUCAGUUCCAAGGAGUCGCAGAAGCAUCCGUAGGGGAGCAUCUCAGCAGAGCCCAUCUUCUUCUGAUUGGAAUAAAAUGACAUCAACCAGCGAACAAUCAGAGGCCUCUGAAGGAGAGGUGACUACACCAGUCAAAGCAUCAUCAACAUCCCCUUCUUCCGAACGUGCAAAGAUUAUUCAAGAAAGUCUUAUAAAACAGUUGAAGUCUGGUAGUCCUGAAGAUGGACCUCAUACUGGACUCUCUGGGCAUCACCAUGGUAACGAGAUGGGUGUGGUAGUGCAUGGGGAACGCCCUCCUGAUCCAAUCAGACAGUUGAAGAACGCUCCGUUUCCAGAGGUGAUCAAGAAGCAAUAUGAGAGAGAAAAGACUCACCUAAACAUUAAUCUUCUUGAGGCCUAUGCUUGGCCAGCAGUACUAAGGGGUCGUGACCUCGUGGGUGUGGCUCCAAGAGAUGUAGCUACUAACAGCCUGGCAUACAUUCUACCGAUCAUUACUCAGCUGCUGCGAUCAUCCACAUAUGCUGACCUACCACCUGGAAAUGGGCCUCUAGUGUUGAUUCUAUGUACAUCUUGGGAGCAUGCAGAGACAGUAUGUGAACUGUGUGAGAUGUAUGUGAGAGCUGCUAGCAAGUCAAUCAACACUAUCUUCCUAUACGGGGGUAACAAUGAGAAACAGCAAGAGGUCCAGCUGGUGAAUGGAUGUCAGAUCUUGAUAUCAACCUUACCCUGUGUGCUGAAAAUGAAGGAAAGGAACCUCACAAACUUCAACAGACUCUGUCAUGUGGUAUUUGAUGAGGCAAACAUACUCUUCCGGGAUUUCUUCGAUGAGGUGAAGACAAUGAUGCAGGAGUUCCUCAGUGUUCUACGGGUUGACCAGAGACGGUCAGCUCCAAGGCAACUACUCAUCUUCGCUAAUGAAUGGACAUCAGCCAUUGGUUCCUUCCUAAGGACGUAUAUGACCAAUCAACUCGUAGUCAUCACUCACAAGAUGGAGGCAGCUGUCUAUGCCAGGGUUCGGCAGAACAUAGAGUUGUUGGAUACCACUCAACGGACCCAGAUCUUGUUGGGUAAGCUACAAUCAGGAAUGCUCAAGGGAACAAAAUCAAUCAUCUUCACUAAUCAUCGCAAGACGGCUGUAGAACUUAUGAAGAUCCUGACCACAGCAUCCUUCUACACCCUGCUAGCCACCGAUGACAUGCCCAGUGAUAACAUUGAAAGAAUCAAGAAAGAAUGGUACACUCAUCAUAGAGCUGAUUCUAUCCCUAUCCUGGUGAUGACUGAUGGUGCAAUCAAUGAUAUCGAGAUCACAGAUGCCAUGCACAUCAUCCACUAUGAUUUCCCUUCUAACAAGGCUCAUUAUGGGAAGAGAAUGGCAUGUAUGAUGAGACACUUUGAGUCUCAACUAAAACAGAAGAAAAAUUCCAGCUGCCAAUCUCUCAGCUUUGUGAGCCCAGACAGCAUUCAUGUGUUGGCUCAUAUGUCUGAUAUUCUCUUCCGUUCUGGACAACCUCUCCCUCCUACGGUCACUGAAGAACAGGUUGAACAGCUUAAAGAAGAACACAGGAAGAACAAACCUCUGUGUGUACAUCUUAAAAGUUUUGGAAUUUGUAGGAGUAGGAUGCCUUGUGGAGACCGUCAUCAAAUCUUCUCAGAUGUAGAUGAGCCUGGGAUUCACCCUCGUUGCAUAACCCUUCCCAAACAAGGCACAGUCAAGUUGAUUGUGACAUUUAUAGUGAACGCUUCCCACUACUAUGCCCGUCUGCUGGCCCGUCGGCAUUCUCCUGAUCACAAGGUGGUUUCCAUGACAGCAGACUAUGUCCAGUUGACCAUUGACCUUCAGGAGUGGUACACUGACCCAGUCAAUAUCAUAGGUCAGCGACCUCUUCAGAAGGAUGAUGUUUGCGGUUACAAGGAUCAUGCAGGAUGUUAUUUGAGAGUUAAAGUACUAGCCUUUAUUACCAAGGAAACCGUUGACUCGCCUGGUAUUGCCGAGGUUUACUUUGUAGACCAAGGAGGUAGAGACAGUGUUCAGAUUGACAAGUUACUCAAGCUGCCUGACCAUCUAUGCCAAAUCAAGUUUCAGGCUGUUGAGGUAUUUGUAAGCCAUGUGAAGCCUACAGACAAGGAUUACUCAUGGAAUCCACGAGCCGAUUAUUUCAUGACUGAUUUCUUGAGUAACAAGGAACUAGAUGGGAAGAUUGUCCUCACCCUUGGUAACAGCCUGUGGUUAGAUCCAUUAGUUGAACGAUGUCAUCUUCCUGAAACCAAGACUACUGUUGAGGUUCAUACAAGAAGAGAGAUGAUCAAGCAAGGAUUUGCUGUAGAUAAUCCAAAUCAUAUCAGCAAACUUCAAGAGUUAUGCAAGGGGAAAAUGCAAUUACCCAAGGAUACCCCAUUAACACAAGUUAAUAAAAGUGUGAAGCUGCCAGCACCUGCUCGUCUAAGUGAAGAUGCACCCAACCAGGUCUAUCUAUCAGCUAUAGAGAACCCUCAUCACAUCUAUGUACAACCAGUCAAAUCAAAUUACAGGUUAGAGAACCUGAUGCAGAAUCUUAAUCACAAGAUGGCUGACUAUCAACCAGCAGGAGAAAGUCAAGUAGCUAAAGGAGAGCUGUGCAUUGCAAAAUGUGGCAUUGAUGACAGAUGGUAUCGUGGUCGUGUGGUGGAUGAGAAAAAUGAUGAGAGGGAUAUCUUCUUCAUAGAUCAUGGUGAUAUGGAAUUCAUUCACAAGGAUUAUGUUUGCCCUUUACCUCAAGAAGUCACCGAUCUUGGCCCUCAAGCAAUUCAGUGUAGUUUAGAAGCCAUUCAGCCGCCAGCCAACCAACAGGCCUGGGAUGAUAAGACUACUGAUGAGAUGUGGAAUAUGUGUGUGGGAGAAACCACCAAGGUAGCUGUAACUGUUGAGGUUCAGACCAGUGGAUUAUGUGAUAGUACUGGUGGUUAUCAGUACACAGUAAACAUGUACAAUGAGAUGGGAGGAGAGAAGAUCUUAGUCAGUAAGAGACUAAUCGAUGCUGGAUUAGCCCAACCGACACAACAAUUCAUGAAGAUGAUGUUUCCAAUGGAAUCAUGUCCAUCAGGGGAUAGUAUAACUCAACAACUCAAUAAACUGUGUGCACAACUCUACCAAGUCAAGAGCUUACAAAGUCAACUUGGAUUGGUUGCCAAGAUAGAUGAGCUCCUAUCAAGUGAAAGUGACAAGGAAACUCUACUAAAAGGAGGAUGUAUCAAAUCACUAUGUCAGGUUCUGUGCAAUGGAAAACUAAAGGAAAAUUCCAAAGAACUCUUGGUCUUGAGUCUACUUCGACUCUCGACUGCAUCACCCAGAAUAUGUCAAGAGAUUGCAAGCCAAGGAGGAUUAAAAAGCAUCCAUAAUGCUCUUAUGAAGGCAUCGGAUACAGGAAUAAAGGAAGAUGUCACCUCCUUUAUCAAUGAAAUCUCAACAGAGAAAAGGACCAGAGACCUGUUCUUAGCUGCUGGAGGAAUCACAAUCUUACAGCAGAUGCUAGACUUGAACAACAGCUGUUUGGUGAUAAAGAAUGUCUGUGACACUUUGAGGAACAUCCUCUUCUACAAUGAUGUUGUACGAGAGAGCAUACCAUCAGAAGUGAUUUCAUCUCUCUGCAAUAUGAUCAGUAAAGCGGAUGAUAACAACAAACUUCCUUUUUUACUUGCUGUUUUGGCAGACCUGGCCAAAAUCAAAAGGAAUCGGGAUAUGCUUUAUCACUAUGAUGGUUUACAAGCUGCUUGUAACAUCCUGUGGACAGUUCGAGACGACAAGGUUGUACAGCAGACUGCCUUGCUGUUGAGGACUCUGGCAGAAGAUGUUGAAGCUGUAGGGAUGAUGUUUAAAGAAGAUAUGAUUCCAUGCCUGGAAGGAUGCCUCAUGUCUCAGAAUCUCUCAACACAAACCAAAGAUGAAUGUUUCCCUCUAAUUGACAUGAUUGACCAGUAUGAAAUUAAUGAAGCAUCUUAUACACACAUCAAGGCAUCUCUCCCCCAGUCAGAAUUGAGUGUCCCUAAAACCCAUCCAAUGCCCCAAUCAAAUGGCAGUAAUAAGACUCUUCCAUUCAAUGAUGGGGGUGAGGAGGAGGAUGACUUUGAUGACAUGCCUUCUCUAGAAGAAGAUGAAGUGGAGAUUGUAAAAUGUCACCCAAAGAUAUUAUGGUCUCAGCAUGCAAACUCGGUUCUUCUCAGCAUCCAAGUUCAAGACAUCAAACAUCCUAAUGUCAGUGUCACAACAAGCAGUAUUUCAUUCAGUGCAAUUGUAGAACAUACAGAGUAUGAGUUUGAGUUUGAUCUAUUUAGCAGAGUAGACAGUACUAACUACACCAUGGUAUCAGCUGGAAGAGAAUUCCUUAUCACACUUUACAAAGAAAGCAUCGGUAUCAAAUGGACUAGACUCACACAAACAAAAACAAAGAUACCAUACAUUAGUGUAGACUUUGAGAGAUGGCAGGAUGAUGAGGACGCUGAGAACUCAAAUAGAAUACCUCAUACUUCCAAGAAGACGUCAUACAAACUACUGGAGCCAGGGGAGGAAGAAUCAAUUGAGUAUCAUAGCGGGUCAGAAAAGGAGGAGGAUGAAGAUCUGUCGGACUUCUCGGGAGACGAGUUUGACAAAGCUUUUGAGGACGCACCGACACCGUCAUCACGGAGUGAUACAGACAUUGGUCAGAGUAGCUGAGGUAGUGCUUGUCUAGUGUGGCAACAAGGAAUGGGUUACUCACAAUAACAUGUCACAGUGCAUGAAAAUAAAGUCUUAACCAUCACAAGCUCACACCCAUUUAUGACCACAAUUCCAUCAAAAAAUAACACAAAUACAUAAGCUGUGCAUUGCAUCUGCACUCAGAGACCAGUGGAUCUCUAGCUUGAAUACAAAAGCAGAUUACAAACAAGUGCAUUAUGGGUGUUAAACUGCUUUGCUAUCAACCAACCAAGAUGCAGUAUACAGCCUAUUGGAGCAUUGUUGCCCAGUCGAUUAGUCUCCGGACAAGGCAAGGUGUGUUUUCCUUCAGCAAGAAAUUUACCCACAUUGUGCUGCACUCAACCCAGGUGAGGUGAAUGGAAACCCAGCAGGAUUAAUUCCUUUAGUGCUCCGAGCACCCUAAACAGCUGGAGUUAUAGCCGGGGUAAUAUAUAGUAUGCUUUUGAAUAGGCAACAAACCUAGUUCCAAAAGAAACUGAUCAAAGUUGUGUAAUAACUUGGAAGUUUGUUUAAUCACAUCUCAUUUUCAUUGGUCUUUCUUUUGCCAUUUGUGACUUUGGAUUCUCAAACCAAUUAAGGUGAGGGGCUAUAGCCUCUCUGUGAUUGAAACAAUCUCUUAAUUAUUGAAGUGCUUAGCAAUGAUUAUUGAAGCUAGCCUGUGUAAAAAUAUUCUUCAUUUUGAUUGAGUGGAAUUUGUGCAGUGCCCUUGUAAAAGUUUGAUCAGUUUCAUUUGGAACUCAGUGCCUCAUAACUGCUAUAUAUUAUUAUUAUUGUAUGGAUCAUGUAUGCCUGUGGGAAUUGCAAUGGCCCUAUUAGUUUUUAGGCAAUGGAGGUCAAAGGUGCAAGGCCAGAGGUCAUUAUACAUACCUUACAAUGUACUGUUUUUUAUAACUCAAGAACUUCAAACUUGGCUCAUGUUUGCAUAUUAAUGUGAUGGUGAUUAGAUAAGUUUUGCAGGUCACAAAGUCGAAGGUUCCUGGUCACCAAGAUCAUUAUAUACCUCGAAAUGCCUUGUACUUGUGAUAGCUCAUUAACCAUUUGAAGUAUCUACUUCAAAAUUGGAAGAUGUAUGUGUAUUGGAAUGACAAUGAUUAGAUUAGUUUCGGGGAACAUAGGUCAAAUGUCACAGAGGUCAUACAUCCUAAAAUAUAUCAUUUCCAUGAUAAUUCAAGGACUAUUUGAAGGAAUAACUUCAAACUUGUUUUAUGAAUGGAAGCAUAUACAUGUAGGAAUGACAAUGGUCUUGAGUUUUGGGGAAUGGCUUUUUUUAUUUUAUAAUUUAAUCUGUGUGAUUAGACUACUUUGAUGAUUGCAUAAAUCAGAAAAAAUAUGCAAUAUAUAGUUCAGAUCUGGCAAUAGCGGAGGCAUAAAUUUUGACUGUGUGCAGUCAAGAAUCCAUCUCGGGUGUUGCCUAUUGGAGAGAGCUAACGACUUCCAUUUGUCAAAAAAAAAUACACUGGGAAAAAAAAUGCAAUAACUCUAUUCCGUCUGAUGCAUAUUUUUCUUGCUUCUUUCUAUAGAGUUUAAUCCUAUUAACAGAAUAAUUUGAAAAUAGAACAUUUCUUCUACUUUUCCCAUAGAUUUAUGGAUGAACUAUGAACAUAAUAAAUUUGCUCUAUGAAGUAUUGCUUUGUUAAACAUUACCAAAAUGAAAUUGAAAGAUAUUGUUAUUUCCCAAUAAAUUUCAAUCUCUUACCAGUCGGGCUCAAUCAAUGAGAAAAAAAAACCUUCAACCCCCAAAUAUUUCAACCAAUGAUUUUCUCAGAUUUAAAUAGUAUAUAACCUCUGGAAUAACAACAUACUACAAAUUUUGAAAAUCUGUGGUUUUAAAAGUUAUUAAUUGGGUUGAAAUAAUCAUCUCUUUUCAAUUUUUGCUCUCUAUAUUCCUUCUUAUCAAGUUUUGUAAUCUUAGGGCAAAAAAAGAAAUAAAUAGAGCCACUGCAGGUACUUGAGGUAUCUCCAUCUGGUUAAAAAAUUGAUGAAACAUUAAAUCCUGGCUAUACUAGAUGUACAGUAUGUAAUCAUGCAUUCAACACACUAUCCGAAAUGUGUGAUAAAAUGCAAUAUUUUCUUAUGGGGUAAUUUGCACUCAUUUUGGUUACUUAGGUGAAAUAGGAAUGCUUGGGGGGAAUUCACAAAUGAUUUAAGUAUGACUUAAGAGUCGCACUUGAAAGCUGACACGUACAUGAUAUGCAACGCACUAUCUUAUUGAUCAAUACGCAGUAGUACACGUUCUCUUGGCAUGAUCUGACCAAUACUGUCAUGCCUUUUAUACCGCAUGCAACAAGGCAUUUAUGUGCGACUCACAGUCAAACUUAAAUGUUUGUAAAACACCCCCCAAUUUAUGUAGGUAGUCCAGACUGUUAUAUUAAUCUCAAGAUAUCUGAUUUUACUCAUAGUUAUAUGGAUGAAUUAUGAACCCCUUUAUUGUGAUAAGAAUUAUUUCUGUGAUGAAGAAAUCACCAGAUUUAAAUUCAUAAAUUGCAAUUGAAUUUCAACUUACAUAGCAAAAGUAAACACUUGUGAAAUUGAAAGAUGCAUUCAUUGAAUUUGAACAGUUUGUCAUUUUCAGAAUUCAAGAAUGUGAAGAAAUGCCAUUUUCUCAAGAAAUGAGAGGGAGCUUUGCGUAAAAAUAUUUCUAGUAUUAAAAAAUUACAAUAUUAGAUGAUUCUUUUUGUGAAACAUAUAUUGUUUCAAAAUAUAAUCAAAAUAAUAACUUCCUUUUAUAUAGCUAUUACAUUGGGACUAUGUCUCUAUGCACUUUUAUAUGUAUGUCAUCAGUACCCCUACAAUAUACUCAAAGAAUUUUGUCUUGCCUGCACAACACACAUGAAAUGCACAAAACAGAGACAAAUCAUCUAAUAAUGAUUAUGAUAUUUUGAUUUUAUAUAACCUAUUAUACAUUGGAACGAUGUCUAUAAACGCUUUACAGAUAUAUGAGACCAGCUACCCCAAACCAACAAAAAGUUGUCAGGAAAGGUUCUCUGUAAAUAGCCAAAAUAGUAAUUGGUCUUGUUAUGAUAUGCAACAAAUAAUUGAACAAAUAACUGACAGAAUCUAUUUGGAUUGUUUUUUUUGUUUUUUUCAUUUACAGGUAAACAGAUCAUACACU
Lytechinus pictus (painted urchin) is the source of this 9521-nucleotide messenger RNA. RefSeq lists its product as uncharacterized. The record is from RefSeq and is a predicted model, not a curated record. Gene Ontology annotation, molecular function: nucleic acid binding; protein binding; ATP binding. Bases 278 to 6388 code for a protein of 2036 amino acids. NCBI's taxonomy places the organism in Eukaryota, Metazoa, Echinodermata, Echinoidea, Temnopleuroida, Toxopneustidae. The transcript has 46 exons. Gene Ontology annotation, biological process: germ-line stem cell division.